This is a messenger RNA of Etheostoma spectabile (orangethroat darter), 6069 nucleotides long. RefSeq names its product cholinergic receptor, muscarinic 3b (gene chrm3b). Gene Ontology annotation, biological process: G protein-coupled receptor signaling pathway, coupled to cyclic nucleotide second messenger; regulation of smooth muscle contraction; adenylate cyclase-inhibiting G protein-coupled acetylcholine receptor signaling pathway. Gene Ontology annotation, molecular function: G protein-coupled acetylcholine receptor activity; G protein-coupled serotonin receptor activity. Bases 182 to 1963 code for a protein of 593 amino acids. The transcript is spliced from 6 exons. Lineage: Eukaryota; Metazoa; Chordata; Actinopteri; Perciformes; Percidae. Gene Ontology annotation, cellular component: synapse; dendrite; plasma membrane. The record is from RefSeq and is a predicted model, not a curated record.
UCUCUCAAUUGCCAUGUAACAGCUCAAGUCUGAGAGGUUGUUAAAGGCGGAGUCCAGUCCCACAGUGAACAGCUUGAGCACAACAGAGAGAGCCAUGCUGCGUGAGCAGAGCUGAGCUCCCCAGCAGGAUAUCAUAUAUUGGAUACUGGGAACCAGAGUGGACUGAUGUCCAUUGGUCAUCAUGAACCUGACCUCCAGCUCUGAUGGUUUCCACUUCCUUACCAACAUUUCUCCUGGUAUGAGGGAUCAGCCUGAUUCUACCGUCAUAGGUGGCUCUUACCAGGGGUUGGCCAUUUUAUCUGACAAUGUUGGUGAGUGGAAGCAGCAUAAUGUCAGUCAUGUCUCAUGGCAAGGAGGAAACUUUACUGAUUUACCAGUUAACAGGACAUUAUUGCUGCCAGCAGAGGAGUUUGACCCUUUAGGAGGACAUACUAUCUUACAGGUCAUCAUAAUUGUCUUUCUCACUGGAUCGCUUUCUCUUCUCACUGUUGUUGGCAACAUCCUUGUGUUGGUGUCAUUCAAGAUCAAUAAGGCACUGAAGACAGUGAACAACUACUACCUGCUAAGCCUAGCAUUUGCUGACCUUACAAUUGGCACACUUUCAAUGAACCUGUAUACCACCUACCUCAUCAUGGACCAGUGGGCUCUGGGGCCAGUGAUCUGUGACUUGUGGCUUGCAAUAGACUAUGUGGCCAGUAACGCCUCAGUCAUGAACCUGCUUGUUAUCAGCUUUGACAGGUAUUUCUCUGUUACCAGACCUUUGACAUACCGGGCCAAGCGUACAACAAAGCGAGCAAUGACCAUGAUUGGAUUGGCCUGGUCCAUCUCUUUCAUCCUCUGGGCCCCAGCCAUCCUGUUCUGGCAGUACAUUGUGGGUGAGCGGACCGUCCAGCCCAAUGAGUGCUACAUUCAGUUCCUGUCCGAGCCCAUUAUUACAUUCUGCACUGCUAUAGCUGCGUUCUACUUGCCAGUAACUAUUAUGGCAUUCCUGUUUUGGAAGAUCUAUCAGGAGACAGAGAAGCGUGUUAAAGAUAUGGAAGGUCUCAAGGGAUCUGGGUCAGGUAACAGCCAAAGCCAGGCUCAGAAUCAAGGAAGUGGUAGUAGAAAAGCUGGUGGAGAAUGUGCGACUAAGAGCCAGAAGGAUUCAUCAGCCAUGCAGCGCCAAAUGAGCUCUCAAAGCUGCAGCAGCUAUGAACUAAAUCAGCUGGCUUCAGAGAAGAAAAACAAGGACAAUGUCAGCAUACGAGGAGGAACGGGAAGCAGAGGGAGGUGUGGCGCAUUCUGUUUCCAGUUUUUAUCACUGCUGCCAGGUCGCCAUGCAUCCAAGAGGUCCGUCAACACCACGACAACUACAGUGGGUGAAGCAGAGCAGAGCAGCUGUGACAGCUUUAACAACAAUGAAGCUGGAGCCUCUGGGGAGCAGUCAGGUUCAGAGGAUGAAGCUGACGGUGCACACCCAUCAAAAACAGAUGGUAAAAAAUCAAGAAAGGUAAAAAAAGGAUCAUCAUCUUCCAAAAGUCAAAAAGCUUCACAAUCAACCCCUGUCGCUGACCAAUCACCUGCAGCCAUCACCAUGAAGGACGCAGCGAUGGCCAAACGCUUCGCUUCUAAGGCCAAGACAGAGAUCAGCAAGCGUAAGAAUGAAAAAAAAGCAAAUGAAAAGAAGGCAGCACGGACACUCAGUGCCAUCCUUUUCGUCUUCAUUAUGACGUGGCUACCAUACAAUAUCAUGGUGUUGGUCAACACUUUCUGUCAGGACUGUAUUCCCGAAACUCUUUGGGCACUGGGCUACUGGUUGUGUUAUGUCAACAGCACAAUCAACCCAAUGUGCUACGCCCUGUGUAACAAGACCUUCCGGACAACUUUCAGGGAUAUCUUGAUGUGCCAGUGGGAUCAAAAAAAGAACAAUCCUCAUUUUCAACAGAGGAAGGCUGUGGCUUUGAAGAAAAAAGACCCAAUGUAGAAUAUUGUGGCAAAUUAUUGAUAGAUAUGUCUUUUAGAGAUUGAUUUCCUUAUCUAUGUUCAGAUUUGGAAUGCCAUAUACUUCUUCUAUUUCAGGGGAAAGAUGCUGAACAGAUUUUUGCAAACCAAAACUAAUUCCACAGAGUUUCUUUUCAAACUAGCAGUGGGGCCAAAGGCUGGUCAAUUAGUCCGACCAAAUUUGUACUUUUCAUGGUCCCAGAGCAUAGAGGUUGGGCCGAACAACUGUGAUAUAGCUGUGAUAUAAUCACAACAUACCACAGCCGUGAGCUGUUUCUUAUAUAAAACAUUAGGUAUGGCAAUAUAAAAGUCACAGUCCCAUUCCAAUUUUAGUAGAUAAAGAAUCACAUUCACAAUAAAAUAAGCCCUCCUGAGCUGGCUGGCUGCCUGCACAUACUGAGGCGAUUGCUAUGGAACGUAGGUAACGUUAGCCUACACUAGCAGCUAGCACAGGCUUUUUUACGCUAAAGGCUUAGUUUAGAUAGGCAGCACGAUGGCUCAGUGGUCCGAGUCUGAGGUGCUCCGGUUUCCCCCCAACAUAAAGACACACAUGCUGGCUAACUAGGACUACAGUUGAAAAUUAGCCGACUGGCUAACACUGGUGCAUUGUCCUAAUCAAAUAUAUCAAUCUUAAUGAUUCACCAAAGUUACACAAUAACAAAAAUUAAAGAUUGAGGCAGCACUAGACCAGAAAUAAUCGAUCGAAGCAGCGCUACACCAUCAACUAACUGGUCAAGGCAGUAGUUGAACAGCAACUCCUGUGAUUUGCAAGGUAAAUUUAUUGUUUUUGCCAAUGGAGUCUGGUAGCUUUUCAGAAAGCAGAGAUAACAGCUUCAGUUCCCCGCCGGAAAGGGCUGUCAGACAGCAAGGUAAAGGGUUGGAAAUAUUUUACAUAUAGUGUACUCUUAAAGGGAUAUUUUGAUGAUUUUCUGUGUCAUGCCUGAGUGAUACUUAUUGCACAAAGAAAUUGUAAGUCAUAGCUGUGGUAUGCGGUUUUCAUAUAACAGCUAUGAACCAAUCAUCAUUUCUUGAUUAGAGCUAACCGUUUGAUAUUUGGUGAUUCAUUCUGCUACGUUUUUCACAUUGACCAGCAUUUUGGCCAAUGACGGCUUCAGUCAGAAACUGAUUUUCAAUUUUGCUGUGGAGAUUCAUGGUCUCCAGAGGAUGAAUUAGGUGGUCAUCAUCUGGGAGAUCUCUGCUCCCAGACAAUGAGCCAAAUACUGAUCCAGCUCAACAAGAAAGGUUUUGUAGUAUUUUAUUUUAUUAUUCUUUUGUUCUAACAUUUUCUAUUGUGGGGAGUAAUUAAAAAAAAACAACUACGCAUAACUUGUGGAGCGACUAGCAGGGCUUUUGACUUUGACUUUUCAGAUGAAAAUAUAAACAUGGAUGUAUUUAUUAUAUGCUCUAAUAACAGAAUAACGUUGGCUAAUUAUAAUGUGGCGUGAUAAACUUAUUAAAGGACGUAAGAGCCUUGUGAGAUCAUCUUUACAAAAAAAUGCAACUGAUGGACAAUUUAGAGCUUAGUUUAUUUAUGUUUUUGAUUUCAUUGUUUGUUUUUUUAAGACGUGAAGGUGGGCAUUUUCAUUUCUGCAUUCAGUAAAUAAUAAGCAAUGAAAAAUGAUUUGCUAUAAAUGAUAACCUGGAUGUUAGCUAUGACAUAGUCAGUUGCCAGUUAUUUUGGUACACAUAGCUAUUUUAAUAAACUGUUUAAGAGAUGUGUACAUUCGUCUUUAUGGUCAUUUUGGAGGCUAUUUGUGCUUUUGUUAAAUUGUAUUGCGUUAUGUAGAGAGGAAUUUCUAAUAUUUACCCAAUCUUCACUGGUAUGAAUAGGAUGCAUUAGUUUUGGUUAUAGGUCUAUAGCUAGGUCUACCAAAUAAACUGGCAAAAGACUCUAUAUAUACUUAGUAUCACGACCAUAAUUUAGUUUUGAAAUAUUUUAAAAUCUGGUUAAGUUAGGUGAUCAGGAUUGAUUUGUUAUUCAGUAUUGUAGUGUUUCAAGCUGCUCUGUAUUGUCAACUAAAAAUAUAACGCUACGUGACACUGACCCUUAUUCCAUUUGAUUAUCUGUACAUACUAAAUGCUAUAGAGUUGUGUGAUACUGUGAAGGAAGAUGCUCAAUGCACAUUUGAAGAUAGUUUAACAGAAGCAAACAUCAGCUUUCUACAUCGCUACGCAUAUUGGGAGGGCAGUGUUCAGUGCAGCAGUUGUGUUGUGGACUACAGACAAAACACACCAAAGUACAUUUGAGUUGCCGAUGGAAAGGAAGAAUAUAGGCAACAUCUGAUCACCUAACCUUUAUUUAUAGAACAUUACGCUGUAGGUGGCUUACAUGGGCACAACAGUUGACAGUGCCUUGUUCUUUUAAGUAGAAUAUAUGACAUAUUGUAGAUGAAUUCAUGUGUGCAAAUGUACGUCAGUCCACUUUCAACGCUUGGAGCACUGUUGCUUUCCAGUUUGAAGAAAUUGCUCAGCUAUUAUUACUUUCUUUAUCAACGCUCUCUCUCUCUUUUGUGUUAUCCGUAGACGGCACAUUCAGAAAUGCUGUGAUUACUGAGGGCCUUUUUUAGGAAUACAUUUUGUAAUUUUCCCGUGUGAACGCAUUACAUACUCCAAACACUGUUAGACCUAUUAUGUAGUCUACCAAAGGGACAUGGUGGUCAAUUUCAAAUUGACUUGACGUGUACAAAACAAUUUAUAAAGCAGAUGUAUUCCGUGCAGGCAAGCUGUGUUCAGGGUGGGUGAUUGGACUAAAAGCAGCCCUGAGUAGUAGCCUGCAGUUUUUAUAUUCAGAGAUCCAUUCACAGUUUUGAAUCGUUUUGAGUGAAAGGGAACCAUUUCAUCUGCUGUUUCACCAAGACAAAUUCAGGACUUUUUAAGACCAUUAUGCAUGAUAUUGAAGACCUUUUUCAACUGAGCCCAAAUUUUAGUUUUUUUUCAUGCCAAGUAUCGGUAAACUUGCACUUCCCCAUAGCUAAAAAAACCCCCAUCCGCUUUAUGUCUUUGGUGCAAUCCCAAAAGAGACUCACGGCAAUAACAUGAAAGCUGAUUGGUUGCAAUAUAAGCAGCACGUUGGUCUCAUUUGUAGUUGUAAUACAGCGAAAUUAUAGUUGUACUAGUGAAAGAACUACAACACCACAAAAUAAAGACCAGUUUAAACUAAUUUAACACCUAGAACACAAUACUUCAGCCAAUUUAAAGGGGCUAUGCAGUUUUGGCCAUUUCUUUGCUGUUUUCUUGCUUUGCGCUCACAAAGUUCUCUAUAGAGCUCCCGCCACAGCUUCAGAAUAGAUAUAUUUGGCAGCUCCUAUGCUUACUUGUUUCUGACCCCUCCCUCGGUCAGUCUGCCGUCUCAUUGCUCUCCUCCGACAAUGCUUUCCGAGCUUUCUGCUUCUUUUUUGCCGGCUCAGCCAUGAUGAUAGCAUGAAAAAUUCUACUCUAAAAACUGAACAGGCAUGUGUGUUCAGUGCUGUGAAAAAAAGUCAUAUAACCAUUCCAAUCACUGAUGUGAUAUCCAAAAAACUGCAUAGUUCUUUUUUAAGACCCUUUAAGGCCUAAAAUUUAGAUUUUGAAAUUUUAGACUUUUUAAGACCCCUCGGAAACCCUGUACAUCUAUGUGCCUUGUUUUGCCAGAUGACAUCAAACUUUACAGAACACACAUAAUGUGUGAGUAAUAUCCUGUUUUCAGCAAAUAUAUACAUGGUUUUAAAAACAAAGAGUAAAUACUUGCACUUGUGUGUUUAUUCCUGUGUUAAAGGUUCCCUGUGGAGUAUUCAACCUCUAGCAGUGCCAGUGCUGUGGAGCAGAUUUCAAGUGGGUCCCUGUUUUUGUUUAUCAGACUCUGGCUCCAAAUUACAAGUUUACAGCACCCGUAUCCGGGGUAUUGGUGGCUUCACUUUUUUACAGUGGGAGAAAGUAGAGACGUGCCUUCUUUCUUCAUAUGCAGGCUAUGGUUUUAGUAAGUAACACUGAAAACCCCACAGGGCACCUUUAUUUGUGUGCAACUCUGUAGGCUACACAGUUUUCAUUUUUACAUUGAUGUUCACAUGAAUAUAUGAGUUGAAGUGCAAUAAAAUGAGACUUAUAACCUUU